AUGGCGGCCAGUGUCCCAGAUGAGGAAAAAGCUCCAGCAGACCCGAGAGGCAAACCACACACAGCAACCGCACAAACCCAAGCCGCAGCCGAAGCAGAGGCGGGUAGAGACCCAGAUGCAGACAUAGCCCAAGCAGACACGGGGGACGAACCGGGCGACGACAAUGACCCAUCGGACUCAGAGGACGACCCUGACCCAGACAAACCACGAUCCAGCGAAGGGCAUGGAAGCCAGAGAGUCCAAAACAAAGCGUCCAAAUACGUAUGGAAGCAGUCAGAUCGUGCCACCCGCCAGGCACGACCCCCGCCCCAAGGCCAAACUGGGCCGGGAUGGGGAAUCAUCUAUCGAGACCAAAUCCGACAGCAGAACCAACAGCAAAGCCGAAGCCAGAGCGCGGGGAGCGAACCCACGCACAGACCGAGCAGCAGCAGUGCAACCUCACGCAGCCAACACACCAACCGCGACAACAGCAACCCGGACUGGGCGGACCUGCUGAACCGCCACACGCUGCCGUGGGGGACAUACGGUGCCCCAAGACCUGACACCAGCCCACCCGGCACCAACCGCGACCAGAGAGAGGGGACCACACCAGACCAGCAGCCCGCGGAGCAGCCGACGAUACAGGAGACAUGGCAACUCUGGACAGGAGAAACCCACCCGGCCAGCUCCACGCAGCAAACCUCCGACCUUGACACAGCACAACCCGCAGACGAUACAGCACAUACAGCCUCCACCGAAGCACAACCACAAGCCACACCGGACACCGCCACAGCUGACAACACCAUUCUACCGUGGGAAGCUCAACUGCAGGACGAAUGGGCAGACGAAGGCACAGCAGUCACUGCACCGCCGCUUACGGCGGGAAUCGUCGCAACCUUCACAGCCAUAAGUGACACGCACUGGGUGCUGGAAGUUACAGAAGACACUGCCGAGGACGCUCAAGCAGCUGACAUGCAGCCACUACCACCACCACCACAACCAACACAGCUCGAGCCGACAACCCUGGGGGACAUGAGCAUGGAAGCCGACAGCUCAGCAGACAACCCUCAACAACACGCAACCACAGCUCAAGCACCACAACCACAGCACCAAGGCAGCGAUACAAACCCGGACCCGACCCACGAACGCUCGUGGCAAAGGGUAGAGAGACACCUGGAGGAGAUACGCCGCAUCAUCAGCUCGCAUGGAGGGACAACUGCAGAAGCCAUCAUGCGCAAUGCAGACAUGGCACUCAUGCACCUUCUGGUUGACACACCGACAGCAGAAGAGCUGGCAGCUACACAAGACUACAACAACCCGCAAGCGGGGGGACAGGCUGCACGCAUCGCUACAGCAGCAUUGCAGAACAUAGCACGCCAACAGAUGUCUCUCGGGGGAUCGUGCAUUAGCUACGGACAACUAGAACCACAUGUAGCAGCUCUCAUGCAAUGGCUUUCGUCGCUGCACGCGGGGAACAUCGCCGUGCGAGUGCAACUCCCUCCAAUCUUGGAGCCACUGCGCCGCGUCCUCAACAAGAUCCUGGAUGGGGCGACUACGACCGAGGACUGGGCUCUGCUAAUAGCCGUAGCAGAAGCAAUGGACAAGUUGCUGACGGGGGACAACCUCACGCACCCAGCCAAUGUUCUGGCAGUGGCAGCAGGCAGCCAUGACACAAAUCUGGUUGAACGUCCCGGGGGACCCACGACCUGGGAAACAGCCAUCAUCCAGAUGCAAGAAUGGGCUGCAGACCUUGAUGCAUGGCCAACUGCUCAUCUGCCCCAAGUUCAAGAAGCAGCAAUGCGACUGGUUCGGGGGAUCUCAGCACGAGUCCCAGAAGAGAAGCAAGGGCAGCCAAACACAACGGGGGAAUGGUGGCGUUUUGAAAGACACCACGGCAUGGGGGACCUCGCGCUCUUCCAUGGAUGGACGCCGCAGAGCCCAAGCAGCCCGCGCUCCCGGGGGACCAGACGACCACGCAGUCCCUCUUCAGACUCCAGUCACCGCCGCAGACGUGCCCUGGCCGAGCACAUGCACAACCACACGUGA
This is a messenger RNA of Symbiodinium sp. CCMP2592, 2025 nucleotides long. The record is from the annotation of a GenBank genome assembly. Lineage: Eukaryota; Dinophyceae; Suessiales; Symbiodiniaceae.